Messenger RNA from Macadamia integrifolia, 6801 nucleotides. RefSeq names its product NADH dehydrogenase [ubiquinone] 1 alpha subcomplex subunit 1. Bases 97 to 294 code for a protein of 65 amino acids. The record is from RefSeq and is a predicted model, not a curated record. The transcript has 3 exons. Lineage: Eukaryota; Viridiplantae; Streptophyta; Magnoliopsida; Proteales; Proteaceae.
GCAGAACAGCAAAACCUAUAUUAUCGUAAGCGAUUGAAAACCCGUCUCCAGUAUUACUUUCUCCAAUUAUCUCUGCGGUAGCAUCUGAUCUGCAAAAUGAAGCUCUUCUGGUUGGAAGCUGUUCUUCCGCUAGGAAUCAUUGCAGGAAUGCUUUGUGUAGCGGGAAAUGUUCAGUAUUACAUCCACAAAGCUGCUCAUGGCAGGCCGAAGCACAUCGGUAACGAUGUCUGGGACGUGGCCAUGGAGAGGAGGGACAAGAAGAUCGUGGAGAUGUUAUCUGCUGCUCAAAAUUAGGUAUUCAGUUAGGUUCCUGGAUCCUGGUUAGAGGAUGUCAGCCUAUACUGCUUCCAUAAAGAGGAAAGACUUUGGGCUCAUGCUCUUUUGAGAUUAGUAAGCCUCAAGACAAAUUAGGUAUUAUUGAUGUAAUCAUUGUUAGUGAAAUUGACAUAAUGUAAAAGAAGCUGAGAAUAAUUUGAGCUUAUUGCUGUUUUGUCCUUGGGGAAGAAUUCACGAUGUUGGAAGUUUUGAAAAUUCUACGACUGUUGAGUUCUUUUUCAUAUGAUCACCCCUUCCCCUGGGGAAGGAAAGAAAAGGUCUACAAGCACCAUAUUUGUAUAUAUGAGUUCAUGAAACCAUUAGAUAUUGAUCACAUUGGGUGGUUCCUUGAUGUAGACCUGAUGUUAUGUUCUAUGAGGGUGGUGUGUUUUGUCUGAUUGAAUGGGAAUCUGGGCUAGAUUCAAGAGCUGAUACAAGGGAUGAUGGGAUGUUGAACACUAAUGCCUAAUGGUUAAAUAAUAGUAGUGAUAGGGGACUAGUUCAAUAAAUGGGUGUAGUAGCUGAAUGCUGUGUAUUAUGGUUAGUGUAUCUUGCUCUUAAGAUCCAGACUUCAUAGCUUAUCAGCUGCAAGUAUAAAUCUGAAAUCAUGCAUAGGACUUCGAACUGAGAUAAUGGCUCCCACUGUAGAUCCCAUUAAGAGGCAAAAAAUAAUUCUGCACUAAAAAAUACUUUGAUUUCAUUGAAUUAACAUAUUCUGUAGCAACUUUCUUAUCCAUGUUUUUAGAGCUAUAAAACAGCUACUAAAUCUAUACUAACUUGGACUCCUAAGAAAUUAUAUAAAAAUGACUAUUCUUUUCGCUUUUUCCCCCGCAAGAGUAGAAGCUUAUUAUGUAUCAUGGACCAGCUCUUAGCAUUUUAAAAGAAGAUUUAUGAGUAUUCCUACAAGUCUCUUCUUCUUCUAGCCUUCAAUAUCAUGUUUGCGGCUUAUUUUAAAUCUUGUAAUGCCUUUUGUUGAUAUAAAGUAGGUCUAGAAGCAAAUCAAGCAAGAUGAGCAAAUUUUGGCAUGGAUUCCUUGGUGAACACCUAGGUUAUGAUGACAACUGCUAGCACAGUUAGUUGGUGCCUUGCCAAUAUAGUGCAAGCUCCCAGGAGGCCGAGGGUUUGUCUCUCCUGUCUUCAUUGCGUGCAUAAAAAAGGCACCCCUCUUACUCCCUCUAACUCCCUUCCCAAACGAUGUAGAAGUAGGAUGACUGGGAAAAAAAAAACCCUCGUAAGUUGUCCAGAGGAUCCGUCUCCUGGGCAUUUUUUAUAACAAUGCUCGAGCUUCCUGCCACCAUGCCUAACCUGUGUUUUUAUUAUCCCUUCUACUCUGUUCUUCCACAAUUCUGGAUAAGUCUAUUUCACGUUCUCUUUUUAUUUUUUUGAUCUCCUAUUUGGAAGCUUUUUAAACCUUAGAACCCUACUUUUUAUCCACACUCCGUACAUGUCUUAUAAAACCCUUCAAGUCCAGUCUCUACAUAAUUAGUUUCAAGUUUUUUUUUUCCCCCCAUAACAUCAGAUUAUGUAACCGGGUGCUUUCAAAUGAAGAACUUAUUACCAAUCCCACACCCUUGAAGGAGAAGUCUUGCCCUUGUUUUUCUAUUCCUAAAAAAUAGAAGAAGAAACCUCAAAGAAAGAAAAAUAAAUUAAUUUGCAAACAUUGCCUGCGAAGAGCUCGAUGUAAGCAAGCAAGAGCUGUUUACUCAGGAUAUGACAUCCCAAUCACCUCCACCACCGGAAACACCUUUAUAAAACAACCCAAUCCUUGUUGUGGAGAACUUGUAUGCCAGGUGAUUGAAAAAAGCAAACCAAAUUUGGCAGCCAUAAAUCUGGGAAACUGGUAAAAGACUUGGAGGUCAUCCAAAUAUCAGAGAGUGAUGAAGAUGAUGCGGAUUCGCAUCAUUCGCUACUAUGUGAUGAAAUCCAUCUCCUAUAUGGGGAUGAUGUGGUAAGAGACCUUGGUCCUUAAGCUUCGUAUGGUGUUGAUGAUAAAGACAUCGAAAGCAACUAUACUCGGGGGUAUAUAAAUUAUUUGUAACCUCUUUUGUAUAUCCAAUGUCAGAUUACCAUCCUCUUGCUACAUUAAGGAUAAAUGUGUAAUUUAUUUGUGAACUUCUAAUAUCCUGCUGAACCAGAACAAGGUUGGGACUCGGUUCAUCUUGGUCUAAAUGGCCAGACAGGUUAGGUUCAAUCUUGAAUCUGCAUCAAUUCCCCCGGUGUUGAGAAAAACUCACCCUCGAGUUUUGUAAAAUGGGAGAAUCAACACCACUCAAUCAAUGUCCACAAGCAUCGGCCUUGAUGGGGCAAUGAUCCAGCCCAUCUGACAAUCAACCAUCACGAUAUCCUGUACAUGAUAUCUCUCUUAUUAGAAUCUGAUUGUGGGGUUUCGCAUAUGCAAUUGGAUCGUCAAUCAAUUCCUUAACUUCAAUCUUGAUCGGAACGUUUACUUCAUCUUGAUCGCAACUUUCACUGUCCACUUUUUUUGCCACCUUUGAACUGCCUCUGAAGCUUUUAUAUGUUUGACAACUCAUCACAAAAGCGGUCAGUAUUAUGAACAAACUUUCGACAACCUGUCUUGAGAACAAGAGUCUUUGUUUGGAGAUCAUGAUCAAACACCACUCAAUCAAUGUCCACAAGCAUCGGCCUUGAUGGGGCGAUGAUCCAGCCCAUCUCACAAUCAACCAUCACGAUAUCCUGUACAUGAUAUCUCUCUGAUUAGAAUCUGAUUGUGGGGUUUCACAUAUGCAAUUGGAUCGUCAGUCAAUUCCUUAACUUCAAUCUUGAUCAGAACGUUUACUUCAUCUUGAUUGCAACUUUCAUUGUCCACGUUUUUUGCCACCUUUGAUCUGCCUCUGAAGCUUCUAUAUGUUUGGCAACUCAUCACAGAAGCGGUCAGUAUUAUCAACAAACUUUCGACAACCUGUCUUGAGAACAAGAGUCUUUGUUUGGAGAUCAUGAAGUCCCGCUUGCAGACUUCCGUGAAGUGUAUGGAUUUUAUCAAUAAUCAAAUGGAGUGACAUCAACUUCCAUAAUGUAGCCUCAGUUUCAGCUCUGAUACCAAAUUGGUGGCGAUCCUCGGGUUCAUAAACCUAUUGGAAUCACUUAUGGGCCCACACAAAGAGUAGAAAGUUCACAUCAAAGGAUUAGUGGCAAAGCACUAAUAAAUUGAAUUUUAUAAGCAUGAUGGAAUUGUAAUCAAAAGGGGAAAAUCUUAAAUGGGCUAAUGCCAGAAUGAGAGAUUUGCUGGAACUCAGAAAAGACCAGUAUGAUGGGACUGAUUCUUUGGUCAAAUGGUCAAUUUAAUUAGAUCGGAAUCCAAUGGUCGGAUCUGGAGUUUCAAAGGGGCUUAAAAUGUAGCAGGUAGUCCCAAAAUAGAAACUCAAAUUCAAAUACUGUAGUGAGACUCUCAAAGUAGAAACUUAAGCCCAAAAAAUAAACAGAAUUCAAAUUUGGUGACUCAGAAUUUUAGAAAGCAGAAUAGAAAUCAAACUCAGAAACAUAUUUGAAAUUAUAACUGGAACAAAAUAGAAAGUGACCAUUUAUCUGGUUUAGAAACUGAAGUCGCAGACUGCAGUAACAACAGAUGGACUUAGAAAAUAUGCAGAUAUGGAAAUAGAAACUUCAGGAAUUUAGAAAUUGUAACUGAACCCUGUUUAAUAACUGCAAUAGCAGAACUUCAGAAACAGCACACACAUGCCUCACUAGAACUAGUGGCUGAUGUUCCAAUAGGAUCUCAGAACCAACUGUGUGACGUAGAGUUCAGAAACUGAUCUUAAUGACUGAAGAAAAAGAAGAGAGAAAAAAAAAUGUAGAAGAUAAAAGAAUAGAAGAAAUGAUAUGAUAGGCCUCUCACCUAACUGUGGAGAAGGAAUUCCACCAACUCCAACCUUGGUAUCCCACCGAGGUUCUCUACGACAUCCCACAGUAGAGCAGUUUUGAAUCCCACAAAAUCAUGAUCCAUCUCUCACAGAACUCACAAGGUCAGGACUAAUCUUUUUUCUCAAAUAGUUGGUAAUGGGUAUGAUCCCUUUCUCUAUAUUUGUAACUUCAUGGAAUCAAGUAAAAUAGGAAACCCCUAUGUAUGGUAGGGGGAAUCCCGUACUACUAAAGCCUCACUUCAUAAUAGAAGCUAUUCUAGAACUACAAAAUAGAAACUAACUAUUUAAUCCUGUAUAAGACUUAAACUCCCUAAUAUUUGGGCUUGGGGAGAAACACCUUGCUUGUAGAAACCCCUUCUUGCAACAUUCAGCGUUCCAUUGGGUUCCUAAAAAUUGGCAAAGAAGAGGUGAAAAGAAGGCCCCGAGAGGACAGUUCAAAUGGAGGAUGGAGAAUGAUAAGGAGUACAGCACAAUCCAUCAGAGGUAUCUGCCUCUUUUCUUAUUUUUCCUUUUCCUUUUCCUUUUCCUGAAAGUCUUUGUGUUUUCUUUUCUUCCCCCCCCCCCCCCCCCGGCAGCAGACAUUUGAUUGAGAUCUCAACAAACCUUUUCAAAAUCGGGGUAGGGGUAGGAUCAAGUUGAGAAACCAAACCGAAGAGAGUCUGAAGAAGCGUAGCCCAUGAGUGCAUCUUGGUAGAUGCAGAGAUGGGGGAGGGUGAGGGGGAUUCAGAGGUGGGGGCAGAGAACAAGGGCAAUUUAGGGAUUUAAAAUUAGCAUGGGAGAAAGAGAAGAGAAAGUUUGCUUUUCUGGAGGGGAAUCAGAAAAGAAAAUUUUUUGGGCAGGGGAGUUGAGUAAGUAUGGGUUCAGUAUAGGGGAGUGAUAGAAAUUUUCCUUUUUCUUAUUGGAACUAUGCUAGGAAAAUUAUAACUCCUUUGCAGCCUCUUUCAAUUUAUUGAAUCACAACUUGGCCUCUUAGGUUUUCUCUCCCUCCAUUUUCUUCUCAAAUGGAAACCCUAUUUUGCACUUCUAUUGUUCUCUUUCUUUCUUAGAGUGAAACCUAAUCUUUUGAUGUUUCCCCUGAAAAAUCUAAUUGCCCCUCUCCAUCUCCUUUUGUUAUUAUUUUGUUUAAAAUCUGUAACUCACGUGGGGUGUGUGCCCCAUGGAUGAGGCAUUAAAAUGGCAUGAGGCAUGCGCCUCUCUUCACAAUCAUUUAUGCUUCACAAGCAUAUAAAUUUUCUGUAUAUGCUUCCUGGAGUCUUCUUGGUGCCUUUUCCUGAGGCAUGCCUUGGACACUUUUGGAACAUUUCUUAAUCUUUAGGUUUUGGAGAGCUUGUAAUUACUACAUGGACUCUCUGCUUUGAAAAUAAUUAACUUGAGCUCUGAACUCUGAAGAGUUGUAAAUCCAUACUACCACUUUUAGUAUUUUCAGAAUUCACUUCCAGCCCUUUUGGGCCACUGUCCUGAUCUUCAUUUGAUCAUGAUAUUUGAUCUCUUACCAUUUGGAAUGGUGGACAUUACUUGUCUUUUUAAGAUUACCAAUGUACCUGUAUUAAAUUGGUAUCUGGUUCACGAAGUGUAGUUCAAUACAUGAUGAAAUACUGCAGAUCAGUGUACUGGUCUAAAAGUGGUUAACUGGAAAUUUUAAAAAACAAAUAAAUUAAUGGCACUCAAUCAUCCUACUGUCACUGAAGAAAGUUCUAGCAGAUUAUUGCGAGUGUUUCACAGGGCUAGAGUUCAUUGUCUUUGAAGUUGGAUACAUUUUUAACCAAGGAGAUCAAGGUGAUUUUCCAUGAGUUUACAUAAGCUUUAAAAUUGUUUGCAUAUGCACAUUUUAGUUUCUUGUCCUUAAUAAUUCCUUUCAUUUGUGGCUUGUUUCUUUCAAUGCUGGCAAAGGCACAUCCAAUACAAGUGACAGACAUAAAAGGAAUUAAAACAGGAAAAUAAAGAUAGAAGAGACAACCAAAAAUUAAAGAAAAGUCAGCACUGUGUAAUUAUUUGAUUAGAGACGGUUUUUGCAUCAGUCUCUCUGAUAUUGUAACACCCCUAUACCUUGUUGGGCCCACUGAUUAGAAGAAGAUUCUCUUUGGGGUUGGGGAAGGGGUAGGAGUUCAAAGUUUGAACAAAAGAACUGUUGAUCUGUACCUAUUUACAGUUCCAUUGACACAGAGGGGGUGAAAUGACACCCCCACCCCUGUGAAAUACAAUAACCCCACUCCCUGUUGAUUUCCCUGUUGAUACUUAUGUGUGCCCCCUCAUUGGCCCCUGUACCAGGCCCCUGUGCUGGUGCAGGGGUCGCACAACCAGGGAGAGAUCUUUUCCCCAUAAAUUAUGUUUCACCAGAAACUGACCUUUUUCUUUCAGGAAAGAGGGUGAGAUUUUGCUUAAUUUGAAAAAAGAUAAGAAUCUAGUCAGCAGAGGAUAUAUUGUUCGGUGGUGGUUAUAAACUAUCUAGAAAACGAGUAAUUGACAGUAGAAUAGAAGUGAAUAUUUUUGGCAUCCUCAUCUUCUCAUCCAUGCCAAAUAUUAUAGCCAAUGUAUGAAUUAAGCUUAUGAUAUUAUGUGGUAAUGCAGGAGUAUUGUCGUUGGAAUCGUUUGAUCUUUUGGAAGGGAA